Messenger RNA from Mya arenaria, 16368 nucleotides. Its product is annotated as pecanex-like protein 1. Gene Ontology annotation, cellular component: endoplasmic reticulum; membrane. Bases 132 to 7661 code for a protein of 2509 amino acids. The record is from RefSeq and is a predicted model, not a curated record. The transcript has 38 exons. NCBI's taxonomy places the organism in Eukaryota, Metazoa, Mollusca, Bivalvia, Myida, Myidae. Gene Ontology annotation, biological process: endoplasmic reticulum organization.
AUUAAAAAUGGCUGACGAUUAAACAUCCUAAUCAGAAACUACGAUUGUUUUCAUAGAUGUUAUUGAACUCCACAGUAAUCUCAAUGACCAAGGGUUUUGAAUGAAUAUUAAUAUAUAAAUGAAAUUUUAAAAUGGGCUCACAUAUACUUGACGUCCUUCGCCAGGGAAUAUGGGCGUCAUUAACUGGAGGCUGGUUUUUCGACCCCCACCUCAGUAUUUUCAUCAACACAUUUCAUCUGUAUAUAUGGAUGUUGCUGCUCGCUCUACCAUUCAUUUUGCACUUGACCCUUUCCCCCACAUUUAUUGUGUGGACAAUCUACUGUGCUGUGAUUGGAGUUGUAUUUGCUGUGCUCAAGUUUUUCAACUAUCGUCUUCACCACAUGUUUGAUACUUGCGAGGUUAUAGAGGAAGUCAGUGACAAAACCAAAAGGGAAGAUGUUAACACUGAUGGUGUUAUAUAUAGCAUUCAGCCUGACAGAGAUUUGAGUCAAACUCCUGUGGGGAUCUUCAAGCUUGGCAGCACCGGCGAGGCAAUUGAGAUGACUGAAAUGGGUACUAGUGCCAAAACAGAGGUUUCCUCCUCUGCUGAGACAAGAACUGGAGAGACCAGAGGAGAUAACCAGUCCGAGCAUGGCAGAAAAAGAACCUCAGAGUCAGGUAUACGGCGAAGAUCCAUUAGAGAAGGAAAAGCUCGGGUAGGAAAAGAAAGUCUGGAGGCACCACUGGCUGAGAUGGACAGAGACGAGAUGGAGAUGCGAGGUGUGGGGGCAGCCAAUAGGCGACUAAAACACCAGCACAGCCACACUGACGAUGAAGAUGAAGACACACCAUCAGAUCCAGAUGAGGAACUGAGUGUACCCAACACAAUCACUACAAAAGCUGAUGUGGAAGCCGAGCCCUCCGAUUGUCAGUUGAGUCUCCCAGAUGACAACCUGCCCUCACCAGACGUCAAGUCUCCCACAGGUGACAGCCUGCCCUCACCAGACGUCAAGUCUCCCACAGGUGACAGCCUGCCCUCACCAGACGUCAAGUCUUCCACAGUUACAGACUCAAAGCAUUCCUGUGAUGGAGACCUCAGUGAAGUGACUCCCAAACACAUAAACGGACCGAAAGUUCGGAAGCCCCGACGCCGACGUAGGGAGGUGGUAUCAAGAGCUAAAAGUGCCGUGGAAAAGAUACAUCAUUCAUCAGAGUCUCAACAUUCCGUCGACUGCGCCAUCCAUUCUCGUCCCUCUCUUUCAGAACAGCCUAAGUUAGACUCAGUGAUUAAUAAAGACACUGGGGUAAGCAUAGUGCGUCCCUGGAGUGACCAGACUAUAUGUAGGACCAAACAAAUGAUGGAAAAUGAGAUAACCGUCAUAGAUCUGGAAGUUAUGAACAAUGUGGCUAAGGCCUACCGAGCUAAAAAUGCAGGUAGAUCACAGACUCCUUGUAAUAUUGACACAGAUUCAGGCAUCUCCAGUCAAAAAGAACCUUUCAAAAAGCUAAAUCCUGAGUAUGUAUGUGGGUUUGGUUCAAGACAUAGUGAAAGUGUGAAAUCACAGAGUAAAUUUUGCAAAAGUUCAGAGGAAGGUGAGAAUCAGAUGUCAGUAUCCAAAUCGGAUUCAGAAUCUAUCUUAAAACAAAGUGUGUGCAAGGAUACACAUAUUUCAAGGGAGGAAGCAAAAGGUGUGGUGUCCAAAUCAGAUACAGAAGACUCACUUCAUGAGCUUAGGAGUAAGUUAGAUUUUAAAAGAAAUGCAAUAAGUGAAGAGAGAACUAGUUCAGAGAAAGUGACUCCAAGCAAGACCUCUAGCCACCCUUCAAUUAAAUUAACUUCCAGUGCUUACAUAUCAGAUACAAGUAGUGAUUCAGACUCGGAUUUAAGUUAUGGUGAAGUAUUCAUUCCAGAUAAAAGUAAAGUGAAGGAAAAUCUAAAUGAAAAAUCACUUAAGAAAACAACUUUUAAUAAAGUGAAAAAGAGAUCAAAACCUGAUACAAACAAACCAAGACCUAAUAGUGUGGAAAUUAUUAAGUCAAACUCAUUUCAUGGUGGUAAUAGUAAUGCUAUACAUAAAACAAGAAUGAAAAUACACUCUAGUCCUACUUUACAUUCAAACACUAACAACACAGGGGAUAAACUUAAGGAUGUUGGAUUUGCACGGGUGAGCAAGAUGCUUGCUCGUGCUGCCAGUGAAGCGACAGGGAGUGCACGUGGCUCACAGAGUCAUACACCUACAGGAAACUCCCAGCAGAGUAGCGUUAUAGGACUGGACUGGCUCUUUAGCACAGACAGUGACUCUUCAGAUUCCAGAUCUCAUCGUGGCCAUGACACAGAUAGUGUAACUACCUCUUCCAACUCUUUAGACGAUAGUUUCUAUAGCAACCCAGACACCCAGCACACAGAAUACUCUGUUCCUGACCAUGACACAGCAACUUUUCCUGGCAGAACUGACCUUGACCCCAGCUCCAAUCAAGUUGGACAAUUGUCUGUUUGUGAACUGGAACGUGCAGUUACUACCCCGGGCAGCAUUGACCUUGAUCCCAGCUUUGAUCCUUGCAGUGUCCACUUUGACUCCAGCUUGGAUCAUGGCAGCGACCUUGACAAACAGGAGAGACACCUCUCAGAUAUUGAACUGGACCUGACAAAUCACGUUGAUGGUAAAAAGUGUACAGAAGGGAGUGUAAAAGAUAAAACUGAAAAUACUGAAAAGAACUGCAAUAUGAAUAUGAACAAAAAUGGAAAUUCUGAUUCAGAUAUUCCAGGAAAUGAGGCUGAGGGAUUAAAAGAUGACUCAGGGAGCGAGGCAGAGGGGAGCGAGUUAGAGGGGAGUGAGGUGUCAGACGGAGAGGUUGAGCUUCCAUUGGGAUCCACAGAGUCUGAUUCUCCUGGUUCUCUGGCCACCGAUGAGCUGGAGACAAUGAGAAGGCAGGGAGCCAUUCCGAAACACUUCAACAAGCCCCUCCCACCCAUACCAGACCAGGCCACUAAGGAAGAUACAGUGGACACAAAGGCAUCAAGCCCUGCAUCAUUUGACCUGUCUGACCCCGAAGAGUUCCACAGGAAACUCAUUGAAAUUCUUAAUGAGCCGCUAGAAACAUCCACUGAGCAGUUGAAACGAUUCAUGGCUGUCAUGGAAACUAAAAAAAAUAAGAGCAGCUCUUUGAGAAGCAAAACAGAAAAAGAAGACAAGAGUGUGAGUGCUGGGGAGACAAGCUUGUGUCUGACAGGGGCAGAUAAUCAGGAGGAGGACGAGAAAAAGUCUAAUGAGUCUAAACCAGUCACACCAACCGAGAUAUCAAGUCUGCUUCCUGACAACAAGCAGUCACAGAGAGCAGGGGUCAACAGACUGGCACGCAAACCUGUCAAGAAGCGUCGUCAAGGUCAAAAUCGUCCAGAAAAGGCUGGGUUGCCGGGGGUGAUGGUAGAUGACAGCUCGCACAUCGCAGAAACCCAUGAGGACACGACAGAUGGUGCCACACACCUCUUUCAGGACACAGAUGGUAACUGGUAUUCAUAUACAUUUGGCGAGAGCACGACUGGUGUUGCCACUGUAUUGGCAGAUAUCAAGGAGGUCAAGAAGAAAUCAGAAGAUAGAUGGAGUUCCUCCUCAUGUGAGUCAACGUCAAUGGUUGUGUUAAACGAGGAACAGUUCCCAUUGGAUGAUCUGCACAUGUCACAUGACCUUCGUUUACCGGGUUCUGUUGACAUUCGACCCCCACGGGGUAUAUUGCAGGCAUAUGUUGACCAGCUGCUGGAAAACGGACGUCGGUUUGACUCGUCAGAUGACACGGACUCCAAGGACACUCGUUCCGUGGAUGUCCCACACACAAAACACUUUUACAAGUUCCAGCUCAUGCCCUUCCUUAAGAAAACCUUCCUCAAGAUAUACUUCGAUAGAUUGGCACUUUUAGCCCUCCUUGAUAGGAACCUGUCUGUGAUAGAGAAUGUGAUAGCCGUACUGAUGGCCGUGUUGGUGGGCGCACUUGGCGGCCUUGUGCUUGCGCGUGACUUUUACGUUGACAUUCCCAUGUUCCUCUUUUGUUUCGUGCUUGCGGGAUGCCAGUAUUCCCUUGUGAAGAGUGUACAACCGGACGCUGCCUCCCCUAUGCAUGGAUACAACCACCUGAUUGUGUUCAGCCGUCCAUUCUACUUCUGUGUGUGUUCUGUCCUCAUGCUGGUGUUGGAUGACGCGGUGAAGACCACCAGCCCUCACACUGUGUAUGUGUAUGGCCUGCCCUUUACCACCACCACUGCCCUCGCCCUUGCCAGGGAUUUUCUCAAAGUGUUCCUCCUGUGUCUACCAGCAGUGUUCACGAUCGGCCUACUACCUCAAGUGAACACAUUCUGCAUGUUUGUGCUCGAACAGAUAGAUACUCACAUGUUCGGAGGGAAUGCGACAGUAAGCCUGAUGUCAUCAGUGUACUGUAUGUGCCGUAGUCUCCUGGCCGCAGGGUUUCUCUUUGUAAUCUGCUACCUUACCCUCAUACAGCUUGGAAAGAACAUAGUAGACGAGCCAGAUGCAUGUAAGAACCCAGAGUUUGCCCAGACGGCCGCGUUCUCCAUCUACUGUGCUGUCCUGGUGGCCAUUUCACACCACCUCAGUCGCUCUGCUGCUGAUCCAUCUGUCAAAUGGCAGCUGUUGAAGGAUGUUAUGCUAGGCAGACGGGGCGGGGAGCAGAUCCCCAAGUCUGAGGGGACAACGGGAGAUAGUGAGGAACUGGAGGAUCCCCUUCCGGAGAAGAUGAAAAACUGUGUGAGUGAGCGUUUGCAGUCUGACCUGUUGAUCAGCAUCGUGAUUAUGAUCCUGUCCUUCGCCAUCCAUGUUUCCACUGUCUUCAUACAGCCACACCUGGAUGUGAUCCUGUACCUGACAGUGUCAGGAUUUGGUUUCCUCGUGCACUACAUGCUGCCCAUGUUAAGGAAGGAGAUGCCAUUCAUGUGCUGCUCACAUCCCCUGCUCCAGAGUGAGGAGAGAAAUAUGUAUGAGGCAAAUGGUCCAGCAAAGAUCAUGUGGUUUGAGCGUGUGUACAUCUGGUUUAGGUUUGUGGAGCGUAAUGCCAUGUACCCCUUGGUCGUCUUGUGUGCCUUGACCCGCUCCGUGCCCGAUGUCGUCUGCAAGUUUGGAGACUAUUUUGGUCCCCUGGUGCUGACGGUGUGCUCCUUGAAGCUACUGCGGUUUGCCUUCUCUAACACACCCCGUCAGCACAUGAUCCUAGCCUUCACUGCCCUCUUCUUCAAGUACGACAUGCGCUGGGCCUCCGAAACCAUGAUCAUUGACUACUUCUUCAUAUCUAUCAUCUUUAUGAAGUUUUGUGACCUGUAUCUGAAGAUGAAGUUCAUUAUCAUAUACAUUGCUCCCUGGCAGAUCACCUGGGGGUCCGCCCUACAUGCCUUCGCCCAGCCAUUCAGUGUGCCUCACUCUGCCAUGUUGUUUCUGCAAGCGGGGGUAUCGGCAUUCUUCUCAACACCACUCAACCCGUUCCUGGGCAGUGCCAUUUUCUUCACGUCUUAUGUACGUCCUGUCAAGUUCUGGGAGAAAGACUAUAAUACAAAACGUGUGGACCACAGCAACACAAGAUUGUCCCAACAGUUAGAUAGAAAAAAUACAGGAGCAGAUGACAACAACUUGAACUCCAUAUUCUACGAGCACCUGACGCGCUCCCUACAGCACAGCCUGUGUGGUGACCUGCUUAUGGGGCGCUGGGGAAAUGCAGAGCAGGGGGACAUCUUUAUCAUGGCCUCCGACUCACUAAACGCCCUCGUACACAUCAUAGAAAUGGGAAAUGGAGUGGUCACAUUCCAGCUGCGAGGACUCGAGUUUAGAGGCACCUACUGUCAACAGCGGGAAGUCGAGGCUAUCACAGAAAGUGUUGAAGAUAAUGAAGAUUUUUGUUGCUGUCACCCGGGCCACCUGCCCCACUUCCUGUCCCUCAAUGCGGCGUUCAGCCAGCGAUGGCUGGCGUGGGAGGUGGUUGUCACCAAGUAUGUCCUAGAAGGCUACAGUAUCUCGGACAAUAAUGCAGCGUCCAUGGUCGGGGUGUUUGACUUCCGCAAGGUUCUCAUCAUGUACUAUGUCCAGAGUAUCAUCUACUACACUGUGCGAUCACCGCGUCUCGAACAGUGGCUGGAGAAUCCCACAAUUCUUGAGGCCCUUGAAAUAGUUGCUGAUGAUGACUACUGUGACGUGGACCUGACAUUUUCUGUACACGUUGAUGAUGAUUAUGACUCACAGAACUCUGGCAUCUCCCGAAAAAGCUUCUGUAGCCGACACCUGGACUGGAUACAGUACUGCACCUCGAGGAGAGAAAAGGCUGUAGAGUGUAGACGGGAUUCGCCUCUGGUGUCGCUGUGUUUUGCCCUCAGUCUUCUCGGCAGGAGGGCCCUCGGAAAUGCCUCACAUAAUAAUGCCUCUGCAAGUGUGGAGUUCUUCCUGUACGGCCUACAUGCGCUGUUCAAGGGGGAUUUCCGAAUCACCUCUUCAAGGGACGAGUGGGUUUUUGCUGAUAUGGAGCUGUUAAGGAGGGUCGUGGCCCCCGGCGUCCGUAUGUCUCUCAAACUGCACCAGGACCACUUUCUGUUGUCUGAUGCUUAUGAGACGGAGGAAGCGCUGUAUGAUGCCAUCAGCGAGUACGAGACCAACCUAGUCAUCUCCCACGAAGCUGACCCUGCCUGGCGUAACGCUGUACUCUCCAAUACCCCCUCACUCCUUGCUCUCAGGAAUGUAUUUGACGAAGGCUCAGAUGAAUACAAAAUCAUAAUGCUGAAUAAGCGAUUCCUCACUUUUCGCAUUGUCAAGGUGAACCGUGAGUGUGUUCGAGGUCUGUGGGCGGGCCAACAGCAGGAGCUUAUCUAUCUCCGGAAUCGUAACCCAGAACGCGGCAGCAUCCAAAAUGCCAAACAGGCCCUUCGAAACAUGAUCAACUCAUCAUGUGACCAGCCAAUCGGAUACCCCAUAUAUGUGUCCCCUCUCACAACAUCUUAUUCAUCCACUAAUGAACAGUAUUCCUCUGUAGUUGGAGGCGAGUUCAUCAUUGACAAUGUGCAAAGGUUCUUUAAAAAUGCCUGGCAAAGCUUGAGGCAACACUGUGGGGCCUCCUGUUCCUCAGGCAGCGUAGCUUUUGGUGAGGGUGACAUCCCAUAUAGCUGUACCCACCAGGCGGCCGCAGCAGUACUCGGGCAGGGAGGGAGGGGCUGCGGACCACCAACCACUCCCGGCAGUAACCCUGGGGACCUAGCUCUCACCACCCGCGGUAAUAGGGGCAGUCUCAUAUCAACAUCUAGCUCAGCCACAGGGAAGCCCCGUACGUCCCUGCUUGCUAACCUGAUUGCAGAGGAGGAGAAAAAAAUGCUCAGUAAAGACACUGUGAUACUCAACCAGAGGGUCAAGAUAACAGAUGUGAGCUGUAUCUUUGAAAAUAUUAACCUGGGUAGACGAAUAGACGUCCAGUGGCCGCAGAUGGAGUGGCGUAACAAUGGGGGUGUUAAUGCCUGGGGUUCUUGGUCCCCUGCAGUGGGGAUGGAGGGAACAGUGGUUCACCGCUGGAUACCAUGUCACUGGGAUGUAGUGCGUCGCUCACAUGUUGACAAGACAAUCCUGCUCGUGCAGAUCGGGGACCGGUAUGUCCCCAUAGGGGAAUCCGGUGUUACGCCUGUUAAUGUAAUCACAGAAGUCUGCUAAUUUUAGCAUAAAGGUGACCAAUACGGCAAUAGUCAAUAGUUAUAGAAUCGUGAGGUGACACGUGUAAGCACAGACGUCUGUUUAGGAGGAUGCCGCAUACAUUUCCUCAGCAGAUACUACAGUGAACUUCAUAGCUCAACUCAUUGUUAUGUAACACUUCUCAGCAACGACGUCUGUUUGAGGAUGGGCGAAGGGGGCAGGUGAUAUGAUGAUUGGCUCUCGUAGAUACUCUAGAGUGAUAAUGCUUCCCCAUAACAGAGUCCAGCAUUACACUACACCUCUAGGCCUGUUGAAAAUGCACUUGAUUUUUUAUCAAACAGUGCCCUGACAUGUGAUCUUGGUUAUGGUGAUGAAAUUUUUAGCUCAUCAGUUUUUCAAAGAGAAAAUGUGUGAGAAUUGUCAUAGGACUAUACAUUACUGUAUCAUAGGACUAUACAUUACUGUAGGCCCAUACACUACUGUAGGACCAUACACUACUGUAGGCCCACACACUACUGUAGGACCAUACACUACUGUAUGAUAGGUUCAAACACAACUAUAGGACCAUACAGUAUGGUAGACCCAUACCCUUCUGUAGGCCCAUGCAGUACAGUAGGACCAUACAGUAAGGUAGACACAUACCCUUCUGUAGGCCCAUGCAGUACAGUAGGACCAUACAGUAUGGGAAGCCCAUACACUAUUGUAGGCACAUACACUAUUGUAGGCCCAUACACUAUUGUAGGCCCAUACACUAUUGUAGGCACAUACACUAUUGUAGGCCCAUACACUAUUGUAGGACCUUACAAUAUUGUAGGACCUUGUACUACUGUAGGACCUUACACUACUGUAGGACCUUACACUACUGUAGGACCUUAUUGAAGUACCUUACAGUACUGUAGGACCUUACACUAUUGAAGGACUUUACAGUACUGUAGGACCUUACACUAUUGAAUGACUUUACAGUACUGUAGGACCUUACACUAUUGUAGGACCUUACACUUUUGAAGGACUUUAUAGUACUGUAGGACCUUGCACUACUGUAGGACCUUGCACUACUGUAGGAUCUUACACUAUUGAAGGACCUUACACUAUUGUAGGACCUUACACUACUGUAGGACCUUACACUAUUGUAGGACCUUACACUAUUGUAGGACCUUAUUGAAGGACCUUACACUACUGUAGGACCUUGCACUACUGUAGGACCUUACACUACUGUAGGACCUUGCAUUACUGUAGGAUCUUACACUAUUGAAGGACCUUACACUAUUGUUGGACCUUGCACUACUGUAGGACCUUACACUAUUGAAGGACCUUACACUAUUGUAGGACCUUACACUACUGUAGGACCUUACACUUUUGUAGGACAUUACACUAUUGUAGGACCUUAUUGAAGGACAUUACACUACUGUAGGACCUUGCACUGCUGUAGGACCUUACACUAUUGAAGGACUUUACAGUAGGCCUAUACACUACUGUAACACUGUACAGAACCGUAGGACCAUACAUAAUGGCAGAUUCAUACACUACUGUAGACCCACACAGUACUAUGCAGUACCAGUAGGACAAUACACUAUAGUAGGCCCACACAGUACAGAAGGACCAUAAAAAAACAGUAGGACCAUACACUCCUGUAGGACCAUGUACUACUGUAGGACCAUACACUUCUGUUGGACCAUACACCACUCUAGGACCAUACACUACUGUAGGACAAUACACUAUUGUAGGACCUUUCACUACUGUAGAACCAUACACUUCUGUAGGACCAUACACUACUGAAGGACCAUACAAUACAUUAGGACCAUACAGUAUGGUAGGACCAUACACUACUGUUGGACCAUACAUCACAGUUUGACCAUACAGUGUGGUAGGAUCAUACACUACUGUAUGACCAUACACUACUGCAGGACCAUACAGUACAGUAGGUCCAUACACUAUUGUAGGACCAUACACUUCUGAAGGUCCAUACACUAUUGUAGGACCAUACAGUACAGUAGGUCCAUACACUAUUGUAGGCCCAUACACUUAUGUAGGUCCAUACACUACUGUAGGACCAUACAGUACAGUAGGUCCAUACACUAUUGUAGGUCCAUACACUACUGUAGGACCAUACAGUACAAUAGGUCCAUACACUAUUGUAGGACCGUAAUAGUAUGGUAUGCCCAUAUGCUUCUGUAGGACAAUACACUACUGUAGGACCAAACAGUACAGUAGGUCCAUACACUACUGUAGGACCAUACAGUAUGGUAGCCCCAUACACUACUGUAGGACCAUACAGUAUGGUAGGCCCAUACACUAUUGUAGGACCAUACAGUAGCGUAGGACCAUACAGUAUGGGAAGCCCAUACACUUUUGUAGGCCCAUACAGUAUGUAGUGUAUGGACCUACUGUACUGUACCAUACAUUACAGUAUUUCCAUACACUAUUGUAGGACCAUACAGUAUGGUAGGCCCAUAUACUUCUGUAGGACCAUACACCACUGUAGGACCAUACAGUACAGUAGGUCCAAACACUAAUGUAGGACCAUACACUACUGUAGGACCAUACAGUAUAGUAGGAUUAUACACUAUGGUAUAAGCCUUUAAUUUCAUGAGGGUUAUAUGUAUUACUUAUAUUUUCAGUGCCACAAAUGCGUCUUUUUUAAUUAAAAACUAAAAGAUAUAUCAGAAACCUAAAAGUGUGUACCGAUGUUUUUUUAUUUAUUUCUUCAACUUUGUGUUCAUUUUUAAAACAGCUUCAAGUUCAAUUCAUGGAAUUUGUAGUAAACUUAAGAAACUGUGUCACUUGAAUUAUUUCAAUUAAUGACUAAAAUCUUAGUUGAAACAGGCCCCAGUAUUGUUAACAAGAGUUUGAAAUACUCUUCAAACGAAUACUGACUCCACUGAAAAUGUCUGUUAAACAAAAUUGUUGUGAUACUUUUUUUGCAUAAUAAAAAUUGCAUAUUUUUAAACAAUUGAUGAGGGUAGUGGAAAGAAGAAAUAAGGUUUUUAGCCCAAAAUCAGCAUUACUUCCAUCACUAUGAUUAUCAUUGUAUGAAUAAGGUAAUAAGACUUAUAGUUAUGUCCUUGACAUACUUUCUACAUUAGAACUACAAUCAUAUGGAAUACCUCAUUUGUUUCAUUUAUUACUCAUCUGUGUAUUUUAAAUGUUUAACAAUCUUGCUUCUUGAAUUACGUUGAUUUACAUACCAUGGUUUUUAUACUCCCAUUUAAAAAAACAACAAGACAUUAGUUUUACCUGCACCUUACUAGCGAUAAGGCUCUCGGCACCCAGUAUGUUGUCCGCUCUAUAGCUUAAGAAUUAUUUUUCUUGCAUACCGGACAUGUGUUUCCGGUCAUGUGACCAGUGCUGGAAAAACCCAUCUUACAUACCCCAUAUAAGAUGAGUCACGCGCAACAACGCGCCACUUCUUAUUUCUUUUGUUGUAUGAUUUAUGAAAAGUAUAUUAUGCCAUUUCAAUUAAGCGCAAUCAAAUAUAUAUGUAAGCAAUACUUUUAAUUAAAAUUGAAAAUAAAUAAUCGUAAAAAAAACGCUAUAUUUUUAGUUAUUUAAAAUUACUGCGCUCUAUGAGGUCAUUAAACAACGUCGCACACGCAUUUUGGUGUAAAUGUACAAAAGUUUGUUUUCUACGUCAUUUUUUCCACAAAUUGAUAAAUUUAGAUAUAUGCAAGAAAAAAUAUCAGUCAUGUUUUUCAGGUCCGGAUCGAAAAAUCAGACCCUCGGGCACGCUGCGUGGCCGGUAACUCGGCAAGCCUCGUUACCGGCUUACGCACAUGCCCUCAGGUCGGAUUUUUCUAUCCGUACCGGAAACACAUGACUUAUAGUCCAGUCAUCACCAAUUCGGUCAGAAUGUGUAUUGGCAUAAUGUCUUGGACAAGUUUGAUAACCAGCCAUAUUGCUGUAUUCACUCUUGAGUUAUUGCCUGUAAAAUAUAGAAAAUACCUAAAAUUGGUCUUGUGAGCUCAAUAACUUUAGAAGCUUAUGUCCAACAAAGUGAAUAACCAGACUUAUCUCUUGAGUCAUUUGAGAGUUAUUGCCCUUUAUUUAUAAAAACUACCUAAAAUUGGUCUUGUCUGAUCAAGCAUUUGUCCAAUCAUCACCAUGAACAAGUUCAUUAACCAGCCUUAUUGCUUCAGUGACUUAAAAGUAUUCAACCCUUUAAUUAUAUAAAUGAUCUAAAAUUAUCUAAAAUCAGUCUUGUCCGAUCAACUACUUUAGAAGCCUUUUUCCAAUCAUCGCCAGAUUUGAUCAGAAUACAUUGGUCAUGUUUGAUAACCAGCCAUGUUGCCUCAGUCAGCUUGAAUUGAUAAAAAUGUCUUUACAGUGUCCACUCUCUGAAUUUGGCUUCAUGUACAACACCUCAUCACCAAACAUUGCGUCCUAAAAUUAGCAGGCGUAUUUUGUGACAGUUGGCACUCUUGUUAUGCUUUUGAAUGAACAUUUGCAUGUAGUACUCACACUGUCUGUCCAUCUACAAAAAAAUUUGCAAGCACACUUACUCAAGAACAGUUGUUUUUUGUUUGUUUUUUGUUGUUUUUUUUAAAUUGGUGGGGGUGGGAGUGGGGGGGUACUAGGUCAAAGCUUACAUUCAAGACUCACAAAUAUUCAAGAACAGUUUGGUCUAUGACCUUGAAACUUCAAUGGUAGUUGUCAUUGACCAGCAGAUGACCCCUAUCGAUUUUGAGGGCAGUAGGUCAAAGGUCAUUAAUCAAUGCAUCUUUUCUAACACCUCAAUUGAAUCAUCUUCUACAUGUUUCUGACAAAGAAAUGCUGAGGGGGCGGAAUGUUUGACAAACAUCUCUAUUGUUGUUGUUUUUAUUUUUGACACCUUAACAUCUAAACAAUACAAUAUAAUGUUAUGUAGUGAAAUUUUAGCAAUAGAAGGUUUUUUUUGUUAGCAUACAAUAUUUUAAGUUUAAUUUUGGGUUGCUAUAUGACUUAGUCACAUGACUAAAGUAGAGAUUUCUUUCACAGAAGGCUGUUUCUCGAAACAAGUAUAUAUUUUGUUUGCUGAGAGAUAUUUGUGUUUUGUCUAUGUUGAAUAUUGUAAUGUUUCUCAUUUGUUUGUGUUUAUUUCUUGUAACUGAGCUCUCAUUCUAGAGAGAAAUACUAUUUUCAAGUACAUAAUUAAUAGUACCAGUACUAUUUUGAAUUAUCUAUGAUUUGUGCAAUAUAGACAUAACUACACUACCAACCACACAUUUUUUGCAGAUUUUGCUAUGUGCCGCAAUUGUUCCUUACCACGAACUGUUCAAUCUAUUUUUCAUGAUACCCCACAAUAUAAGCAUAUCACACAUUUAUUACUAUAACUGGCUCACGUCCCCCGCGUCAAGUCAGUGCAGCUCUGCAAAGUGUUGAUUAAUGAAAUAAAGGAAGAUGUUUUCAAUUUUUUUAAUGCUAUUCCUUUGCAAUAUACUUACAUGUUGUAGCCUUACCCGAUAUACUUAUACUUGACAAUGAUAUAGCAUAAACAUUGAUAAAUACAUUACACCCAAAACAUGUUACCUUUUAAAGAUUUUCAGAAAAUCUGAUUGAGAAUGACUGGGGUCAAACAUGCUUUCAAAAUUCACAGCACUUGGUUGAAGGCCUUCUUGCCUCGUUUUCUGUGGAAAAUUCCCCAAAUUGUCACUAGCUAUUUAUAACCACCAAUUAUUAAUAUCAUAUAAUUAUAUGCUACAUUAUAUUGAUCCUGCACAUGAUGUAUUAACAGUUCAGAGUGGUGGAAAAUGUCGGCUGUUUGACAAUGAAAUACAGAGGAAAUAUAUCAAUGAUUCAAUGCUUAUUAUUAACAAGUCAAGACAAUGUUUAUUUGGCAUUUACACACACAUAUAAAAACAAAAUUGCUGUUAAGAACAUUAUGCGACUAACAAUGUACAUAAGGAUAAAAACAAAUAACUUCUGCACAAGAAAUAAUUAUUUCUUGCUUAUCUCAUCAGACGCUGAGUUCCGCCGCAGGGUCAUAAAAUAGGAAGAGGUGGCAGCAGAUGAAUGUGGUGGUACGCGAACGUCCCUUUGGCUACCACAGAAUAUAUCCCCAAGAUUUACCACAAUGACACAAUCUCUCAUGCGCCGGCAAUGCGUAUUUUGCAAAAAAUGGGUGGUUGGAAGUGUACAUGUACAUAGUUAAAAUACAUUAUGCCAUCUCUGUAAAAAUGUACAGUAAAUGAUUAAAUGCUCUGUAUAUCAGAAAGUUAUUUAUUUUUAAAUGUUUUGUAUGUGUAUAUAACAGUUUUAGAGACAAUGAUUCCUAUAUUGUUUGCAUAUUUUGAAAAAUGUCCAUAUUUAAAGAAUUUUUCGACUUUCAUUUAUUUUUUUAUAUGUUUGCCUUACUGUGGGCAUUCAUAGAAUCAGGACCCCAUUUUAAUAAAGGAUCUUAGGUGUAACUUCAAACAUCUUAUAUUGGUAUUCAAAAUUGUUGGUAUUUCCCAGAAUGUUUUCCCGAAUUCAGUUAUACACUUAUAGAGGGAUUAAAGAGUUAUUAUACCCCCACAAACGAAGUUUGAGGGGGUAUAUAGGAGUGAGCUUGUCGGUCGGUCUGUCUGUCGGUCUGUCGGUUUUCAUGGUUUCCGGACGAUAACUCAUGAAAGGCUGGACAGAUUUAAACAAUUUUUGGUACACAGGUGUAACAUCAGAAGAUACAGGUCAAGAUCGAUAUUGGGGCUGGUGGGGCCAAGGUCAAGGUCACUGUUACUAAAAAUAGAAAAACGGUUUCCGGACGAUAACUCAUGAAAGGCUUGACAGAUUUGAACAAUUUUUGGUACACAGGUGUAACAUCAGAAGAUACAGGUCAAGUUCAAUAUUGGGGCUGGUGGGGCCAAGGUCAAGGUCAUUGUUACUAAAAAUAGAAAAAUGGUUUCCGGACGAUAACUCAUGAAAGGCUUGACAGAUUUGAACAAUUUUUGGUACACAGGUGUAACAUCAGAAGAUACAGGUCAAGUUCGAUAUUGGGGCUGGUGGGGUCAAGGUCACUGUUACUAAAAAUAGAAAAACGGUUUCCAGACGAUAACUCAUGAAAGGCUAGACAAAUUUGAACAAUUUUUGGUACACAGGUGUAACAUCAGAAGAUACAGGUCAAGAUCGAUAUUGGGGCUGGACGGGCCAAGGUCAAGUUCACUGUUAAUAAAAAUAGAAAAACGGUUUCCGGAUGAUAACUCAUGAAAGGCUAGACAGAUUUGAACACUUUUUGGUACACAGGUGUAACAUCAGAAGAUACAGUUAGGUACACAGGUGUAACAUCAGAAGAUAUAGGUCAAGUUCGAUAUUGGGGCUGGUGGGGCCAAGGUCAAGGUCACUGUUACUAAAAAUAGAAAAACCGUUUCCGGACGAUAAAUCAUGAAAGGCUUGACAGAUUUGAACAAUUUUUGGUACACAGGUGUAACAUCAGAAGAUACAGGUCAAGUUCGAUAUUGGGGCUGGUGGGGCCAAGGUCAAGGUCACUGUUACUUAAAAUAGAAAAACGGUUUCCGGACGAUAACUCAUGAAAGGCUAGUUUUUCUUGUCAGCAGUGUAACUUCUAAAUUACUCAACAGAUUUAAAUAAAACAAUACAUGCAUGAUAAAAGAAGAUGCAGUGUGCAGUAACCUUUGAGUUAUGGCCUCUUUUCAAAGGAAUGGUUUGCCAUUCCUGUGUCCAGGCGGCCUUUGUGGGUAUUCGUCACUCCUGUGACAGCUCUAGUUAAUCGUUAUACACACAUCGAGGGAUUAAAGAGUUAAUAAUCGUUAUACACACAUCGAGCGAUUAAAGAGUUAAUAAUCGUUAUACACACAUCGAGGGGUUAAAAAUUUAAUAAUUAUUAUACUUAUCGAGGGGUUAAAGCGAGAAAAAGGAUCUAUCUGCUGGCUUAUUUUUUGUCACUUAGAACCUUUUCACACUCACCCCUCCCCCUAUUAUUCAGGGUUAAAUGUAGAUAUUUUACCCUGCAGAGGUUGUCUGGAAAGUUCAUGCAAAAACAAUGUGGUUGUUCUGUCUGUUGAUAAAGAAGAAUAUAUGUUUAAGAGCAAUAUAUAUAUAUAUAUGCAGAAAGCUACUAAAAAAAAUUAAAUUGAUUCUGUUGUAUGGAUAAAUAAUGGUAAAAUGGUUUAAAAAAGGUGGUUUUGUGAAAAAUCAAUCUCCUUAAAAUCAGAAAUUGCAUCAUGAUGUCAUGCUAUGAGAACACAGCAAAAUGAAAUAUAGCAAACUUUAUGAUAUGACUUAAAUGAGAUUGGUGAAAGAAUAGCAAAAGAGUUGGCUAACUGUUGGAAUUUCCAGAUUUCCUUAAUAACACUAGACCGCACAUUUAAUAAUAUAUCUUACUCUGCAUUCUUUGUAAAAAUGUAAGCAUCAAAUAUAGUGUCAUUCACUAACCUGGGUUGAGUUUACCAUAGUUUGUUUCGCAUCACUGUUGCUCAAAUUACAGAAACCCCCUGAAUAUACAAGGUGGAUAAAGUCUUAUCGCCUGAAUAGAUAAUGUUAUAUAUCUUUGUUAUGUUUUCAUCUUGCUUUAAAUUAAUCUGUACAUGUACAUACUCUUGUGAUAUUUGUAUAUACCAAACUACAUAGACGAUAAUUGUUUGUUCCAGUGUAAGAUAAAACUAUAUAUUUCAUCGAGAACCAAAAGUUAAAUUUAAUUGGGUGACAAGUGAAAUAUUUAUUUUUGGUGGAUAUGAUAUGAAAUAAAUUGGGAUCUUAAACUGAAACAAACAAUUUUUAUUUUUAAAGUAUGCUUAUAAUUCAUUAAAAGUUGUUAAAUUUC